GGGUGCAUGCUGGAGGGUGCAAAGUGGGGUGCAUGUAGUGCAGGGUGCAUUCAUGGGGGGGUGCACAUGGGGAACAGUGCCAGGAGAUCCCUCAGCUCAGGCUCAGGGUUGGGGCUGGAGCUUUCCCAGCCCCACCUGGCCCCUGGCGUGCGGAAGGGGACGGGGACAGGGGACGGGGACAGGGCCAGGGCAGGUGGGGGGGUAUGGUUGACACCCGGCCCAGAGCUGGCGCCACCCAGCAGUGACCAGCGUCCUGCCCAUUCAGAAGAGACUCGCCUCCUUUGCCACUUUAUCCCAAGGACGGGCCUUGAAAACCUGCCCCAAAUACACCUAAAACCGCCUCCUUCCUUCCCGGCAUUUAACACCGCAAGAAAAGUCGGGACCGAACCGGCCGGGCGCGUCGGACUCCAGCAGCGGGUUUGCAAGACGAGAUCCGCGAAAACCAUCUCCAAAGUAGCGUAUCACCAGGGAGUGGUGAUAGUGAAAUGCCCCGGCUGCCAGAACCACCACGUCAUAGCGGAUAACCUGGGAUGGUUCACAGAUUUGGAAGGAAAAAGGAAUAUCGAGGAAAUCCUUGCGGCCAAGGGGGAGAAGGUGAGGCGUGUGGUCGGCGAGGACGCCUUGGAGCUGCUCCUGGAGAACGCAGCGGACGCAGCUCCCCAAAGCCACCCCGCAGAGGGAGACGGUGGGGGAGGCUCCCCUAAGUCCGGAGGCAGGGACCCGACCUGAUCCCCGGGAUGUCCCUGGGGAUAGAGAGACCGCAGCGCCGCCUUGUGCUUUUCAGACAUGCGUGGUUCUUGUAAAUAAAUUCAGCCGCACAAAA
Alligator sinensis (Chinese alligator) is the source of this 823-nucleotide messenger RNA. RefSeq names its product DNL-type zinc finger (gene DNLZ). Lineage: Eukaryota; Metazoa; Chordata; Crocodylia; Alligatoridae. Gene Ontology annotation, biological process: protein stabilization; protein folding; protein import into mitochondrial matrix. The transcript has 4 exons. Gene Ontology annotation, molecular function: protein-folding chaperone binding; zinc ion binding. Gene Ontology annotation, cellular component: mitochondrion. The annotation marks the transcript as partial. The record is from RefSeq and is a predicted model, not a curated record.